Arctia plantaginis is the source of this 2805-nucleotide messenger RNA. Lineage: Eukaryota; Metazoa; Arthropoda; Insecta; Lepidoptera; Erebidae. The record is from the annotation of a GenBank genome assembly.
AUGAACAGAAAUUUCAAUACAAAAAGUGUAAAAUAUAUAGGAUCUAAACAGAAUGAUGCACCCGAUACUAAUUACGAAGAUCAUGAUACAUCACACGCAGACGUCAAUUUCGAUACGAACCCUUAUUACAAUAGUGAAAGUUUUCUACAUUUAAAUACAAAAUUUUACAAAAAUGAAAAUAGCGCUUACAGUAACUAUGAAGACUAUAAAAAAUACUAUCUCAAUCCUUCUAAUCCAAUCCCUCAAUCUAAUGUUAAGUUUAAAAUAAGUAGUAGAAUAGUGCAGACUAAAUAUGGGAAAUUACAGGGAAUAGUUUUGGCUAUGGACGAGCACAGAUAUUUGAGUCCGCUUGAGGUUUUCUUGGGCGUACCUUAUGCGACACCGCCAGUGGGAUCCAACAGGUUCAGCCCUACAAGAACUCCCUCCCCAUGGGAUGGCGUGCGUGUGUCCGAUAGACCAGGUCCUGCUUGCCCGCAGAAACUACCAGACGUCGAUGACGAAAGGACCAUAUUAGAAAAAAUGCCUAAAGGCAGACUAGAAUAUUUGAAAAGACUGAUUCCCUAUCUUAAGAAUCAAAGCGAAGAUUGUCUAUAUUUAAACAUUUUUGCUCCAUUGCAAAUGGACGAAACCAAAUUAGCACUGCCAGUGCUGGUAUACAUCCACGGCGAGAGCUACUCUUGGAGUUCGAGUCAUCCAUACGAUGGCAGUGUAUUAGCCAGCUAUACGGAUCUUAUCGUGGUCACUUUGAAUUUCAGACUUGGCGUUCUUGGUUUGUUCCAUAGAGCAAUUCUGCUGUCAGGCUCGGCAUUAAGCUCUUGGGCAAUAGUUGAUGAUCCCGUAUACUACUCACUAAAACUAGCUAAACAGCUCAAUUGUACUAUACCAGAAGACCUCACAAAAGAUCAUGAAAUUAUUGUUGAUUGUCUUAGAGAAGCUACUAUAGAAGAACUACUAUCAGCAGACAUAUCCCCACCAAACUUUUUGACUGCUUUUGGACCAUCAGUAGACGGUGUAGUUAUAAAAACAGAUUUCGCCAAAGACUUUUUAACUAUGUAUUCAACGGGGGAUUUCCCUAGCUUUGGACCCCUGAAUAACAUGAAUGUUAACCUAAACGUCCAUAGAAAGAGAAGUGAUAGUGGAAGACGUCUGUUUCAAAACAAAUAUGAUUUAUUGUUCGGAGUUGUCACGAGUGAAGCAUUAUGGAAGUUUUCAGCUAAUGAUAUUCAGAAUGGUAUUGAGCCGGAUAAAAGAGAUAGAAUGUUGAGAACCUACGUCAGAAAUUCAUAUACGUAUCACCUGAGCGAAAUAUUUUACACCAUCGUCAACGAAUACACCGAUUGGGAAAGAACGGUAGAGAAUCCAAUAAACACAAGAGAUGCAGCAGUUGCGGCAUUAUCAGACGCACAGUAUGUAGCACCAUUAGUCCAAAGUGGUGACUUGCUUAGCGGAGGACCAAAGCCCGUUCUGACAGAUGAAGAUGAACCUCGCAGACCGACGAAAACUUACUUCUAUGUGUUCGAUUAUCAGACUAAAGAUGGAGUUUAUCCUCAACGAAUGGGAGUAGUCCACGGCGAGGAGUUACCGUAUGUUUUUGGUGCGCCUUUAGUGGGUGGAUUUGGCCACUUUCCGCAAAACUACACUAAGUCUGAAGUCGCUUUGUCGGAGUCUAUUAUGAUGUGUUUAGCCAACUUUGUGAAGUCUGGAAACCCAAACGACAAUGUACGACAGGAGGCCCUGCUGCCAGCGUCGAGGGAGAGAAAUAAAUUUAGAGGGAUAAACUGGGAAGAAUAUGACUCAACACACCAGAAAUAUUUAGAAAUAGGUAUGAAGCCUCGCCUCAAAAACCAUUAUCGCGCCCAUCAACUUUCCGUUUGGCUGCGCUUAGUUCCCGAAUUACACAGAGCCGGAAUGGAGGACGUAGCCGCACGACAUAACCUAUUCAAAAACCACAACGAACAAGAACUUUACGAGGGUAUAGUUAGACCGGAUCCAUUGGCGAGGAAUGUCAAUGAUAAUGACCCGAUCAGGCGAACAAACGGUUCAGUGUAUACUGAUACAGCCCUAACGACCGUAGAUACGAUACUAGCAACCUGUGCCACAAUAUUGCCGGGAAGAGAUCUGCAAACAUUGAACGCGACUGAAAAUUCUUUGGCUAAUUUGGAGGCAGCUGGUUACGCAGCGUACUCAACUGCACUCAGCGUUACAAUAGCUAUUGGAUGUUCACUACUCAUCUUGAAUGUACUCAUUUUUGCUGGUGUUUAUUAUCAGAGAGAUAAAUCUAGGUCAAGAACUAAACAGACGAGGUUUAAUGAAAAACAUUUUGAAACAAUCUCUGGUAAACAUUCACACUAUCACAUUGAUCCCACACACGCUCCAAGUUUGGUAGUUGAUGUUGAACGGCAGAAUAGAAAGAAACACAAUAUGAUGAAUACUGAUCAACAUUUAGCAAAUUUAAAUUUCAAGGGUCCAUUGGAUGUCCCAAAAUCGCCACCUAGUCCAACGCUUAGUAUGGACAACGUCAUGCUACCGAGCAAACUCGGGAGUAGAAGCAACAGUUUUCGAAUACCUAACGUGAGUUAUACACAGAUGGGUUACGCGACUAUGCCAAAGAAUUUGAGUCAGUAUAAUACCUCGCCGCCUUUACAAGAGUUACGGCACCAGAAAUGCCAGCCUCCGAACGGAUCGACGGGGAACUCUCCGGGGAGGGAGGGGGAGGUGAGGGGGCCCCACGCUACCCUCCGACGGGGAAAAGCCUCCCUUCAUUCUAGCCUCCCGCAAGCAGCCAUUGAUGAAAUGAGAGUGUGA